Molecule: messenger RNA, 231 nt
Organism: Sungouiella intermedia
Lineage: Eukaryota; Fungi; Ascomycota; Pichiomycetes; Serinales; Metschnikowiaceae
Source: the annotation of a GenBank genome assembly
AUGGUUUCCUACAUCAAGGCUCCAGUCUACAAGGUCGCCAAGUCUGGUAUCAACCUCGCUGCUGUCAAGGCUUACGCCGGCGACUUGAUUUUCUGGGGUGGUGCUGCCGCCGCUGCUGCCGCCACCUUCACUGAUAACUGGCCAUUGUUCCAGCAGACUUUCUACUCCAAGAUCCCAUACUUCGGUCAGCACUGGAUCCACGAGCAAGACCCAGAGGACGUCCCAGUCUAA